Medioppia subpectinata is the source of this 3470-nucleotide messenger RNA. Lineage: Eukaryota; Metazoa; Arthropoda; Arachnida; Sarcoptiformes; Oppiidae. The record is from the annotation of a GenBank genome assembly.
GUGUUGGUGUUUUUGUUUGUUUCGCUCAACAAUUGAUUGCAAUUAUCACUAAAACCAGUGUUUCAUUGAAUCCAAAGACAAUUGUAAACUCGAUUAGUGUCUCAUUUGUGUCUCAAAAUGGUUACCAUUUGAUGGUUGACUGCAAACCGAUUACAAGAGUAUAAGUUUGACAACAAAUGCCAAAACAAAGCGCAAUGUCUUCGCAAAACCAUAAAGACAUCAAAUAUCCGACCGGUUGUCGAGACAUCAACGAAGAACUGCCCACCGAUGACCUCAUCAGAAGACUGAAGGACAUAGCGAUGGCAUACCAGCAGAUGUCUCAGGAGGAAGACAACAGCAGUUUUAUACCAUUGGCUCUCUAUCUGUCGAGCGAUUACUUUCUGGAGCACCCGUCCCGUGAUGUGCGGCUUCUGGUCGCCUGUGCCAUUGCCGACGUGUUCCGUGUGUACGCACCCAACGCUCCCUAUCAACACCCGGAGCUCAUCAAACAUAUAUUUCUCUUCUUUAUUCAACAGUUAAAAGGAUUACAAGAUUCAAAAGACGCCACUUUUAAGCGCUAUUUCUAUCUCUUGGAGAACCUGGCGUGGGUUAAGUCGUUCAACAUAUGCAUCGAACUCGAGGACUCGCAAAGUAUUUUUGCCCAAUUGUUUUCAUUGAUAUUUAAGAUUGUGAAUGAGAACCACAGCGACAAAGUGAAGAACUUUAUGCUGGAUAUGUUGACACCACUGAUCAUAGAAGCGGAUACCGUCUCAUCGAAACUGAUUGAGAUAAUUCUGUGGCACAUAAUUGAUCCCAAGAAGACAAUGAACAAACAGGCGAAUUGGUUGGCCGUUCAGAUCCUGAAGAAGACCAACAAAACUAUGGAACCAUAUCUGGUGUCGUAUUUCACGAAUGCCAUCACUCAUGGCAUCGAUGAUAACGCCGGCGAUAUUGACGGCGACGAAGAGACGAGUGCUGUUGUCUACCAAAAGCCGGCCGCUAAAGGAUCCCGUAAUUCAAAGAACGCGUCCGUUUCCACAUCAGUCACUCAGAUCUGCGAACUUAUAUACGAACUCAACCACAUUUGUCCCAAUAUUAUGGAUGGAAUUUUGCCUCAAUUGGAGUUUAAAGUGAAGAGCAUUGACGAGAAAGAGCGGUGCGAUUACACGAAACUAUUGGCCCGACUCUUCUCGGACAAGGAGUCAAGUUUGGCGGAACUCUAUCCCGAUUUGUGGAAAUCAUUUCUCGGAAGAUUCCGCGACAUUAGUGUAACCGUAAGAAUGCGUUGCGUUCAGUAUUCUAUGCAUUUUCUGGUCAAUCAUUCGGAACUGAGGGAUGAUAUCAGAGACCAAUUAAGACAACGUCAACACGAUUCUGACGAGAAUGUCAGAUACGAAGUGGUUAUGGCUAUCAUAAGCGCCGCUAAAAAGAGCAUCGAGAAUAUCAAUGAAGAUCUCUUGAGUUUCGUUAAGGAGAGAACUUUAGACAAAAAGUUUAAGAUCAGACGUGAGGCGCUUCUAGGAAUGGCUCAACUCUAUAAACUCUAUAAUGUGUCCGCAAUUGGAGAGUCGAAUGAUUCUUUAGACACAUCCAAUGUCUCUGAGAGCGCCAACUCGUCCCUAAAAAUGCUUAAUUGGAUUAAAAACAAAUGUCUUCACAAUUAUAUCAAUUAUCAAACACAACUCGACGAUCGACUUUUGGUCGAACGUAUUCUCCACACGUGUCUCAUCCCAUACUCACUACCAUUGCCUCAGAGAAUGAAAAGUCUUUAUACCUUUUACUGUACGAUCGACUCACACGCGGCCCGAGCUUUCAAUGAACUGCUUCGACAGCAACAGUGUGUCCGCAGACAAGUCAAAGAAGUUCUCGAUCUUCUCAGAGAAGAGAAAACUGAUGAAAGAGAUCAACUCAUUAAACAAAAAGUACAGAUUUGUGCGAAGAAUUUGCCCGAACCCGUCAAAGCUGACGAAUACAUCACCAAAUUAUGUAGAAACUUAGAAAUGAAUCCGGCCUUAAGAGAGCACAUGGAACUGAUCGUCACAUCGACUUCGUUCCCACAGAUGGGAGAGGACGGCUUGCCUUUACUUCCGCCCCCGAGUUCUACCAUUGAGGCCAGCGUUAGGGAAGUGUUGAAAUCGCUUGGGUUUCCCGUUCAGACGAACUCGUUUUAUAUGAUUAUAAAACAACUGAUGGAACGAAUCGCUCCAAUUAUGGUCGACCAUCAGGGUCUGCUAACUUUAUUCAAUUAUGUUUCGGAUUCACUUCUGGGCGACGGAGAACUGGACAGUGAGAUGGGUGUCGAUAACUCUGCCAAACGGGGACUUCAACUCAUUUAUAGUCUUUCGUCUGUAUUUCCGGCACUCUUUCACGGAAGAGAGAUCUUCACGACAUAUUUGUUGCCGUUCUUAUGGCAAAGCGGAGAUCAACACCAAGUCUCUGAACUAAUACUCCAGAUAUUGACAAAUAUCGGCGCUUCUGCUGGCGCUGAAGGCGGAAUGGAUGACUCGGAGUGUGUGUCGAUCCCGUGGUGGGCCGCCGAUGAUGUCAUACCACGACUCGUCGAUCGAUUUGUUUUGAAAGCGUCGACAUCAAAGCAGGCAAAGUAUGCCAUUCAGUGCUUAAACGCUAUAAUUGGCGACGAAAAUGAAAAGAUGAGAAUCUUUGGAGAGAUUAUCGAUCAGAUAAAAGCGAGCGGUUUAUCACUGGAAACGUCUCCGUAUUUCCGGAGCCAUUUGGUUACACUGGGAAUGAUAGCCAUCUGCGGCGGUCACUCAUUCUUUCCCAAAGUUCUUCGCUCUAUAAUCCAGAAGUUCAUUGUUCAGGGAUUGCUUAUGAAAGACAUGAAAACUGAACACGAAAUCAAUGCGUUGGAAGAGAGCGAAAGACAGAGAGAAAACACGGAUCCUUUGAUUACUUACGAGUAUUGCAGCGAAGAAGCGAAAGCCAAAAUCGAAGCAAUCAAAUUGAUGGUCAGAUGGUUGUAUGGCAUGAAAAUCAAUACAUUAGUCGUUUUGCCUGAGAAUCAACACGACGUGAUCGCACAAUAUCAAAAAACAGCGUCAAAUACUCUGAAACUCUUAAAGACAAUCCUUUCAACCGGCGGUGAUUUGAAUGAACAAAAUUUGGGCGGAACUUCACUAGAAAGGGCUCACUUAAGACUGGCGGCCGCUCUCGGCAUUCUGAAGAUCGCGUCCAACGAUGCCAUCACUUCGGUGUCGAGCAAUGGCGACAACACUUCAAUGGUUCAAAACCCGUCGACCACUCUAUCGAUAAUGUCAGCAGAACAAUGGCAUUCAUUGGCUACAGUUCUCUUGGAUUCCGAAGAGUUUGUUCGCGAAAAGUUUCUCAUUAAACUCCAUAAAGGAUUGAUGUCCUUAGCGUUAGGACUGGAAUUCUUAGCCAUUCUCUCUUUGGGCGGCACUUUCAACGGCGAGGACACCGUUGCCUUCAAAACCAAAUUGAGGUCUCGUCUCACAAACGGUGUAUUUUAG